UCUUUCUCAUUGUCGGUUGAGAUUUCGGGGAAUUUUCACUUGGGUUUUGUCGAGAGAAGGGGAAAAAAGAGGGAGCGAUGUUUCUAGUGGAUUGGUUCUAUGGAGCUCUGGCGUCUCUGGGUCUGUGGCAGAAGGAAGCCAAGAUCUUGUUCUUGGGACUGGAUAAUUCAGGGAAGACCACUCUCCUUCGCAUGUUGAAGGACGAGAGAUUGGUUCAGCACCCACCCACCCAGUUCCCGACUUCAGAGGAACUGAGUAUAGGGAAGAUAAAGUUCAAAGCUUUCAACUUGGGUGGUCACCAGAUCGCUCGUAGAGUCCGGCGGGACUACUACACUAAGGUCGAUGCGGUAGUGUACCUAGUCGACGCUUACGACAAGGAUAGAUUUGCCGAGUCAAAGAAGGAGCUGGAUGCGCUCCUCAUGGACGAGUUGCUGGCGAAUGUCCCGUUCCUCGUCUUGGGAAACAAGAUCGACUACCCUUCCGCCGUGUCAGAGGACGAACUGCGGUACUACUUGGGCCUCGCGAACUUCACCACCGGGAAGGGCGACGUCAGCCUCGCCGGCACCAACGUCCGCCCUCUCGAGGUCUUCAUGUGCAGCAUUGUGCGCAAGAUGGGCUACGGCGAGGGCUUCAGAUGGCUCUCCCAGUACAUCAAAUGAGUAUUUCUCUUCCUGGGGUGUGUAUUUCGAUGUAAGAAGCUGAAACUGGCGUGUAUAGAUGCAUAUAUAUUACAUUUCAUUUAGCUUUUGAUAGUAGGCUCGCUCUAUUUUGGUGGGACAUAUCUCUUUUUGCUCAAGUUCUUGUGAUCUUCUCAUGGAACAAAGGCAAUUUGCUUUGUAUCUAUGAAUUUUAAUCGCAGAGGUAGAAACCUUAGCUAUUUUCACAGACUUGGCUAUUUCACUCAGCAUGCGCACGAGUGCUUCGGAAGCUCUAGACGCAUUCCCUGUGCAGGCUUUAAGAGAUUGAGAAACUCUGGUUAAGCAAAAGCAAGACCAAGACAAGAAUCAGGAGUCGGCUGUGGAGCUGAGUUUACACAGGCCUCUCUAUCUUCUGCCACCUCCUCGGUUGGCAGUGGUGCUCGGCUAGACUCGGCUGGGCUUUGGUGCGGUCCAGUAGGAUCCUCAGUGAGAUCUUUGGGCUCCAAACAAAAAGUUUGGGUCGAAGAAAGGCUAAUGGAUAGGGGCUUCUACUUAUAUUGCCAUAAAAGUUAGUAGUUCACAUAAAUCCAUGGUUGGAGUCGUUUGGGGGCAACCAUUUGUUUCAAAGAUCUAUUACUUUUGGGGAAGAGUUUGGUUUGUUCAUUUUGCAGAGAAUUUAACAUUGUCGAAAAUUUGUUUUCUAAGAGACAUACGUUAUUCGUGUGGUAUAUGGAAUGUUCGAUA
Molecule: messenger RNA, 1382 nt
Organism: Eucalyptus grandis
Lineage: Eukaryota; Viridiplantae; Streptophyta; Magnoliopsida; Myrtales; Myrtaceae
Product: GTP-binding protein SAR1A
Exons: 3
Coding region: 78-659 (193 amino acids)
Biological process (GO): membrane organization; intracellular protein transport; endoplasmic reticulum to Golgi vesicle-mediated transport
Cellular component (GO): endoplasmic reticulum exit site; COPII vesicle coat
Molecular function (GO): GTP binding; GTPase activity
Source: RefSeq, a predicted model, not a curated record